UACAGGUCUUCGCCAUAUUCAUCACUUCGACCCCGAGGAUACAUCAUGUCUCCCCUCGUCCUGUUACUGGCUGUCAUAGCAGGAAGCAUUUCAGCUUCUUCAAUCCGAGAUUAUACCGGCGGAAAUAACGUCGAGGAUGUAUUUGAACACCAAGACAACGUUGGCACCGGAAGUGAAGAAACUACCAAUUUACCGGCUGACAACAUCGACAGCGAGGUGGUUACCGAUGCGGAAAUUCAUAUAGAGCACUCCAACAUGCCGUGCAAUGAAUUUUACAUAUGUGCUAUGCAGAGUCCGCCCCCUGCACUUUUGGGGUCCAUCACGAAGGGCUUCUACAUUUCCCCUGGUUUCUUAAAGAAAAUGUGCAGGUAUAUGAAGUCGUCAGUAGGCUGCUAUUAUCAGGGAGAUUAUGCCGACUGUCCCAUUGUGACGGAGAUUGUUAAAUCUACAACCAACAUGUAUCGAUACAUGUGUGUUGAGCCAGGCAGAUCAGCUGUACUGUCCAUUCUUCCAUGUAUCAACAACUUCGAGGUCCAGUUACAACUGAUUUUGUCAUCUUAUGGGUUUUCACAUUCGGUUAAAACAAUCAGGGAUUGGCCAGACCAGGAGCCUUCAAAUAUCGCUUUGAUGAUGUGCAGGGUAAUGAAUAACUUCUACCAAGAUACCGGAGCGGAGAUCGAAAGCCGGUGUUCGGCAGCCGAUCGUCGAAUUUACGAAAACAUGGCGGUGAUUUGGUCGAGGUCUGGAUUACGAGACUAUAACUGUACGAUUGAAGAAAACAACAACACGAGUCUCUAAAUUCUUUUUUUGUUUACACUGACCGUUAAUUAUCAUAAAGUAAAAUAAAGACCAACAAUAUUUCCCCUCAAUUCUUAAAUACAAUUCAAAUGACACGGAAGUAAUUGCUACCAAACUUUUUUUUUUAGUCGAACAUUACUUCUGACGAGUAUUGUAUUUGAUAAGGUUCAGAAUAAAGACUUCUGCAGCAAAGA
Molecule: messenger RNA, 992 nt
Organism: Pecten maximus
Lineage: Eukaryota; Metazoa; Mollusca; Bivalvia; Pectinida; Pectinidae
Exons: 5
Coding region: 46-798 (250 amino acids)
Source: RefSeq, a predicted model, not a curated record